AUGCCUAUAGGCGUUAAAAUAACAAAUAUAAAAAUGACCGAAGAAUACUUUCCUCGUGGUGGAAAAAAGCCUAAUGUGACAUAUUUUAAGCAAAGCAGUAACUUUUUAGGUGCUGCAGAAAAAGGCCAAGGUAAGAAGAAAAAACAAAAGAAAAGACCGGAGAAUGAUGAUGGAUACUUAUCUGAUGAAGCGGUUAAGGAGGUGGAUCAGUCAUACAAAAUGUGCGCAUCAGGGAUUGGAUAUAAGACACUGAAACCAGGUGUGAAUCUGCUGGGCCGAGUAUGGAAAGUGCUAGAUACCAAGCUGCGCAUCUCAAUGCCUGGCAAGACCGAGGGCAAUGUGAUGGCCUGCCAUAUCAGCGAGCCCUACAACAAGAUGCUGGAGGCUUAUGUUAAUGACGAGAUAGAGAAAAUGCGAGAUCUACCGGAGAUAUUCAGUCCGGGGCAGUAUGUGGCAGUCCAUGUUUUAGAGGCUAAUGGGACCAGCGAUAGUGUCAUGCUGUCCAUGAUGCCACAGCACAUCAACUCGGGGCGGUCACACGCUGACCUGCUGAAAGGUGACAUUCUUCAAGCAGCGGUGUCAUCGGUGGAAGACCAUGGUUACGUGAUGGAUAUAGGCGUGGCCAACACUAGGGCCUUCCUACCUAAAGCUGAAGCUAACCCUGAGAUUGAGCUAGACACUGGAAUGUUGAUCUGGACAAGCGUGAAGUCAGUAACAACGUCAGCAGACAACAGUAUAGUCUCGCUGAGCGCUACUCCGGCCGCACUACAGAAGGCGCUGCGCCGCAAGAAGCCUUCAAACCUUGAGAAGUGCUUGCUGCCUGGCACCGCCCUAGAGUUCACCGUCGACAAGCCCCUGGACAACGGGAUCGAGGGUCGCGUGUUGGACGCCACGGCCUAUGUGCAGCGCUUCCACGUCGACCGCAGUAAGGACAAGAAGCCGGCUCUCGGACAAAAGAUUAGAGGUCACGUGUUAUACGUGAUGCCGACCCGCAACGCGCCGUUUCUAACAACCAGAAACAUCUUUGAGAGUGCGCGACCUGAUCUCGAGGUAGAGACGAAGCUCAAGGAAGGCGACAUAGUUGAGGAAGCACAGGUACUAAAGAUCGCAGGGCGGAGCAUCCAUUUCAAACUGGGCAAGAAAUGCGUGGGUACCAUGAGUCUGAAGCGCGUGGCCGUCCACGAGGAUCUCACCGACGAACAGGUCGUCGCGCAGUCCUACCCCAUUGGCAGCACACACCGCGUCCGCGUGAUAACCUACAACCUAUCGGACUACAUCUACCACGUGACCGACGAGACCAAACUGCUCACCGAGAAAUACUUCUCCCACUCACAACUGAGUCCGGGGGAGCUAGUCACUGGCACCAUCCGCACUGUGGCCGAUAACCAUGUCACUGUUACUGUGGGCCGGCUGUCAGGUUAUGUACCGCAAUUGCACUUAUCGGAUGCAGGCGUCUACGUCGAUCCUAAGAAAGCUACCACAUCCAAGCUCACCAAGAAGAAGUAUAAGGUGGGGCAAGAAGUAAAUGCGCGUGUACUGUCCGUGGAUGCAGCGAAACAAACGUUGAUGCUGUCACUCAAACCAUCGUUAGUGGCGUCCGAUGCAGCUCUUCUGACUUCGUACGAACAAGCUGAGAUUGGCAAGGCCUACACUGGAGUAAUCAAGGUGGUAAAGGACUUCGUCUUAGUAUCAUUCCUGAACGAGGUGAUAGCGUACGUGCCCCGCAACCAAGUGUCCCGGACGCCCGUCACCCACCUGGCCGAGGCCUUCCACCCGGGACAAGUCGUGACGUGUACCGUGCUGCAGGUGGACGCUCAGAACCGGAAGAUGCUGGGCAGCCUGACUAUAGCGCCCUUCUGGCCCGCGAAACGAAGUAACGAACACCGCGAGAAACGCAAAAAUGAAACUGAAGACGGCGAAGUGCCCAACAAAAAGCGUAAAACCAGUGAAUCUGAAGACACAGACACAAAAACAAUAAAGAAAAAGAAAGAGAAGAAAAGUAAGGCAAAAGAAGUUUCAGAGGAUAGUGACGCUGAAGACAUAGAUCCUAAGAAGAAAAACAAAGAUAAAAAGGACAAAAAAGUAAAAGAAGUGUCAGAAGAAAGCGACGCCAUAGAGACAGACAUACAUGAAGACAGUGACCAAAUACUAAAACCAGAAGACCUAGCUCUUAUAGACUUAUCAGAUUGCGAAACAGCUAAGCAAUGGAAGAAACGAGUAGUAUCCUUAAUGAAAUCUAUCAAAUGUAGAUUACACAGAAUAGAAAGGAUAGACAAAAAGAUAAUAAAAAUAGAAGAACAAGGUUUAUCAGCUAAGAAUAAGAAAUUCCACACAGCCAUGCAUCAAGAGAAGUUAGUUAUCGAAGAGAGAAUAAAGAAGUUGAUGGAAGCAAUGAAAACUGCCCAAGAAAAGUUAAAAGAAUUUGACGAAGAAGAGUACAGAGAUCCUAAUUACAAAGAGAUGCAGAAACAGAAAAAGGAAGAGAAAAUAAAAACUUCAAAACCAGUUAAAGAUGAUGAUGAUUCAUCUGAAGAAGAGACAAUUCCUGAAAAGAAAAAUAAAAAGGAUAAACUAAAAGAGAAAGCUGAUAAACCUAAAGAAGAAGCAAAAGCAGGCAAGAAAAGGAAACAAGAGAAGAAUAAAGAAGUGAAAGAAGUAGUAGAUAAGAGUAAAGAUAUUAAAGUAGUGGAAAGCUUAGAGCCCGCGCUUGAAGUGCCCAGCGCUAAGGAGUUCUGGACGGAGAACGAUCAUCAGGCCAACAAGGUGGAAGAGUCUUCAAGCAGCAGUGAAGAUGAGGAAACCGAGCAACCCAAAAAGAAGCGAAAGAAGCUCACAGCAGCCGAGAAGGUAGCAAAGGCCCGCGCCGAAGAAGAGAGACUUCGCGAGCUGGAGCGGCGCGCCGUCGAGAGCGAAGCGCAGCCUCGGAGCUCCGACCAGUUCGAGCGGGCGCUGCUGGCCAACCCGAGCUGCAGCCAGCUGUGGAUCGCGUACAUGGCCUUCCAUCUGCAGGCGACGGAGAUCGACAAAGCACGUGCAGUGGGCCGGAAGGCGCUGAAUACCAUCUCUUUCAGGGAGGAGGAUGAAAAGCUGAACGUAUGGCUCGCCAUGCUUAACGUCGAAAACCGGUUCGGCACGAAGGAGUCCCAACAAAAAACGCUAGAAGAGGCCCUCCAAAUGAACGACACCUUCAAAGUGCACUCCAAACUCCUCGACAUCUACGUCGACACCUCCAAGCACCAGGAACUGUCCUCCCUCGUCGAUCUCAUGCUGCGGAAAUACAAAAGGAAUCCUACCAACUAUAUCCAGUGUGGCGCGGCCUGCUUCAAGUUGGGAUUGGUGGAUAAGGCUAGGCAUGUGAUGCAGAAGGCAGUUAGCGUGCUGGAGAAGAAAGAACACGUAACCGUGCUAGUGCAGUUCGCCCUCCUAGAGCGAGCGCACGGCGAGCGCGAGCGAGCGGAGGCGCUGUUCGAGCAAGUGCUCGCCGUGUACCCGCAGCGCCUCGACGUGUGCGCCGCGUACGCCGACAUGCUCGCUAAAGACCGCGACAUUCAGGCCGUCAGACAAGUGAUGGAGCGCAUGACGUCUCAGAAGCUGCCAGCACGUAAAAUGAAGACGCUGUUCAACAAGUGGGCGGAGCUGGAAGACCGCAUCGGCGACGCCGACCGCGCCGACCAGGUGCGAGAGCGAGCCGUCAAGUUCAUGGAGACCGCCAAGUUCUAACCAUUAUUAUGUUGGAUAACUUGC
Molecule: messenger RNA, 3744 nt
Organism: Cydia fagiglandana
Lineage: Eukaryota; Metazoa; Arthropoda; Insecta; Lepidoptera; Tortricidae
Gene: Rrp5
Product: protein RRP5 homolog
Exons: 20
Coding region: 1-3720 (1239 amino acids)
Biological process (GO): rRNA processing
Cellular component (GO): nucleus; nucleolus; small-subunit processome
Molecular function (GO): protein binding; RNA binding
Source: RefSeq, a predicted model, not a curated record